Molecule: messenger RNA, 3685 nt
Organism: Schistosoma spindalis
Lineage: Eukaryota; Metazoa; Platyhelminthes; Trematoda; Strigeidida; Schistosomatidae
Source: the annotation of a GenBank genome assembly
CAAUUUCGAAUUCUUACUAAAUGUCAUCUCUCUCCGCAUCGGUUGCAGAGGCUAAUAAGCUUACUUCUAGUGGUUAUUCAUCGGUUCAAAAUCCUAUUCGCUUUGCGAGGCGAGGUGCAUUGCGAGAAAAGAAUGUUUCAUAUGUUAAGGGUCAUGAGUUUGUUGCACGAUUCUUAAAGCAGUUCACAUUUUGCGGGCAUUGUAAAGACUUCAUAUGGGGCCUCGGUAUACAAGGUGUUCAGUGCAAAGCUUGUCUGUUUACGGUUCAUAAAAGGUGUUAUCAAUUAGUUACUUUUCAGUGCCCUGGUGCAGAUACUGGACCAGAUACAGACUUUGAGAAGAAACACGAUUUCGUGCUGUACACGUAUACGAGCCCAACAUUUUGUGAUCACUGUGGUUCUCUUCUUUAUGGUUUGCUACAUCAAGGAUAUAAAUGUAAAAACUGCAAUCUAAAUGUUCAUAAGAGAUGUACAUCUAAGGCUCCACGACUUUGUGGAAUGGAUCAUACAGAAAGGAGAGGCCGGAUGAAGGUUUCAAUUACAGCUCAAACAGGAAGAUUAAAAGUUGAGAUUUUCGAAGCUAAAAAUCUUGUUCCAAUGGAUCCAAAUGGUCUAGCAGAUCCGUAUGUGAAAAUCAAACUGCUGCCCAGUGACGAGGGUGGUAAAUCCAAGCUGAAAACGAAAGUUUGUCGAUCUACCCUAAAUCCUGUAUGGAAUGAGACGUUUUACCUUGCUAUAUCAGAUGACGAUCAUUCGAAGCGUCUUUCAGUUGAAGUUUGGGACUGGGAUCGUACUUCUCGAAAUGAUUUUAUGGGUUCUUUUUCCUUUGGGGUUAGUGAAAUCAUUAAAGAAUCUGUGUCAUCAUGGUACAAACUAUUAAAUCAAGAGGAGGGCGAAUUUUAUUCAUUACCAUGCAUUGAUGAAGCUAACACGGCUGUUUUAGAAUUGCGUAAACGUAUGGAACGUAUGUCUACUGAACAUUUAAACUUGGCUAGUAGUCAAAAUAAGAUAUCAACCUCGUCAACAAUAUCACAGCAUAAACCAGAUAUUCCUCGACCAAGUGAUUUCAAUUUCCUUUAUGUUUUAGGGAAAGGUAGUUUUGGAAAGGUUAUACUUGCUGAACAGAAACAUAUGGAUGAACUAUUUGCUGUGAAAAUUCUGAAAAAAGAUGUAAUUUUACAAGAUGAUGAUGUAGAAUGUGCUAUGACAGAGCGUAGAGUUCUUGCUUUGCCGAAUAAAUCCCCUUUUUUAGUUCGAUUACAUUCAUGUUUCCAAUCUAUGGAUCGAUUAUAUCUUGUUAUGGAAUAUGUAAAUGGUGGAGAUCUUAUGCAUCGCAUUCAGCAAGAGGGAAAAUUCAAAGAACCUGUAGCUGUAUUCUAUUCAGCUGAAAUCGCAUUAGGCUUAUUUUACUUACAUAAUCAUGGAAUUAUAUACAGGGAUCUUAAAUUGGAUAAUAUUCUAUUAGACAGUGAAGGUCAUAUUAAAAUAGCUGAUUUCGGUAUGUGUAAAGAGGGAAUAAUUAACGAGAAAAAAACACGUACAUUUUGCGGUACACCUGACUAUAUUGCACCCGAGAUUAUUCGGUACGAACUAUAUGGGAAAUCUGUGGAUUGGUGGUCGUUUGGUGUAUUAGUUUAUGAAAUGCUUGCAGGUCUGCCUCCAUUCGAUGGUGAAGAUGAAGAAGAAUUAUUUCGAAAUAUUGCUUCACAAGACGUUGCUUAUCCCCGACAUAUGUCUAGAGAAGCUUGUAUGCUAUGCCGUGGUUUACUUAUGCGAAACCCUAAUGAACGGCUUGGGUCUGGACCGAAUGGGGAAAAAGAUAUUCGGCAGCAUCAAUUUUAUCGUCACAUUGAUUGGCAUAAACUGUCAAAUUUGGAAAUCCAACCACCAUUCAAACCUCGCAUUAAAAACAAACGAGAUGUGAAUAAUUUUGACUCAGAAUUCACUAAAGAACCACCUAAACUAACUCCAACAGAUAAAUUAUUCAUAAUGAAUUUGGAUCAAACUGAAUUUUCUGGAUUUUCUUAUGUAAACCCUGAGUAUAUACUAGAAGUAUGAUUAAAUGAAGUGUAAACAGAAAAAUAUUAUACACGUAUAUCUAUGCUUAUAAUUUGUCAGCGUUCCAAUAUUCAGAUCAAUUUAAUUUGUCAUUAUGUAAUCUAUUUUCAACUGAAUGAUGAAUGAAUUCACUUAACGUUCAUUCACAUACAAUAUUCAUACAACUCAUAAGAUUUCAAUAUCAUUAACAUUCAAAAUCAAGAAAAGAUUUAUCCUCAUGCUAUCCAUUUAUCUUAAUUAUGACCUCAUUUGUUUCUUCGUGUUUUUGAGAAUAGAUAUCUUGUUAUUUACUCGUUUUUUUUAUGAAGAUCAAUAUCCUGUUCGAUAUUCGUAUCAAACCAGUGAGAGCGAUAAAAGUUGAUUAUGUGUUUAUUUUCAUUUCAAAUGUAUGAUUUGUUCUUUCCAUGUUUAUAUUUUAAAAUGAUUAAAUACACUAUAAUGUUGGUCUUUCUUCAAUGACUGUUAUGUUUUCCUACUACAUUCGUUUAGAAUAACUUUUUAAACAUUUUCCAGCUUUUGCGUUUAGCAUUAUUCUUUGUUUUUCGUUGACAGAAAUCAACUCAUAAAUCUCUGACUUAUUAUUCUUAGUUUUUGAUGUGAGUCAAUUAUCGUCUUCAUCAUAAGUUGUUGAGUUUUUUCUCUCUGUAGUCGUUCAUCCUCUCUCUCUCUCUCUCUCUCUCUCUCUCUCUUGAAUAAACUGUUCAUUAUUUUGUUAACUAACUGAGAUAAGUACCAUCGCUACCUGUAUUUCUUUUGCGGAUGUAUUCCUGAUAUUGAUCAUUAAAUAAAAAUUCGUAAUUUUGUGAAUUUUUCAUGUAUAUCAAACUUUGACUCAGAUGCUUUUAAUAAAAACAUCCACUUGUUUUUCAUGUUUCCUAUACCUUUUUGAAUAUUUCGUAACACAGUCACGUUUAACAAUAUACGCUACAAGAUAUAUUCUUCUUUUGUUCUCAAUUUUACCAAAUAGAAAAUUGUAGUUCUAUUUGCAAUGCUGGUUAUAAUAUUACUUUCUUGAAACUGAAGAAAAACAGCAGAUUUCAUUGACACCAUUUUAUGGAAUAUUUUCCAAACCAUAUUGGCUGUAAACCUUCUAUAUUUUGUUUUUGUUUAGGUUCGUUUUAUUUCUUAUAACUAAUACCCUAUGGAACUCACACGAAUGAAAAACGUAUUCCAAUCAAAUGUUCUUUUUUUUCACUUUAAAUUUAAUGUUUCUUACCUUGAUGGACAGAAAUGGUCGGUUUAAAGGUGUUUUUCACUAUUUAUUCUUACGUGGUAUAUGUGUAUUAUGAAUGUCUAACGUAAGCGCCUAGUCUUGUUUUUGUUCCUGAUUUUUAAUACACCACUUAUGUUAUAUGCUUGUGUAAGUUGGAGAAUAUGUACCUAACCUUGUUCGGGAAUAUUCCUCUAACUAAAAUGUUGGCGUCAAACUUUAAUAGUAUCAUUUUGAUAAAACACCCAUAUACUGUUUGAAGUAUAAUUUUCCUCUAAUCCUUUCAUGGUUUAUUAUCAAACUAAAUAUUUGUGGGAUAUAAAUUUUGUUUGAUGGCUCGCGGUCGAUGUUUGUCUGUAUUUGUGUAACUCAUGUUUUGUAACCUAGCUCAUACCAAUCAUACAACUUAUAAUUAACG